AUGGUGAGAGCGAGUGCAAUCACCAAAUGCAAACGAAGGGCUCCAAUCCAAAUACCCUAUGGCUCGGGGUAUAUAAUCGAAUCCGCCCAAUAUGGCAAGCCCGAUAUCUUCAAGAAAAUUGUAUACAAAUCCAUGCUGCCGGAAAACCCAUCGGUAACAGCUUACUACAUAGAUUACCCAUCGCUCCAAGAGCACCGGCUCGGCGAACCGUCCCGCUCAACGGCCAUGCGUUGGAGGUUUCAGGAACUCACUUUCAGAAUAUACACUAGUGUAAAUGGGGAAUAUGAGGUCGCGAUGCCGAAUGUUACAGCCAAUGAUGAUGAUACACUGGAUGCUUUGGUUAACGACAUUAUAGUUGAAUUCCACGGCUUGGAGGACGCUGGUAACGGCGAGAAUUCUUGGGGAUCCCUCCCCCGUGAAGAAGGAUUUUCAUUCGACUUACAAUACGAAGGAUCCUCACUUUUUCAAAUGAUAAAUACUGAUAAUAGGCAGUUCGGGCAAAGAAUACAGCUCAGGUCAGUUUUUCGUCGAAACCCCCAUAAUGUAUAUGAAUUACUUUGGAAGGAGUAUGAUGCUCGAGGCAGAGAAUGUAAAAAUACGUUCUUUGGGGACAAAUUGUAUCAUAUAAUCGACCUUACAAGCGAAACAGAUGAAGAUGAAAGUGAAUGUGAAAAUGAAGAUGAAGAUGAAGAUGAAGAUGAAGCAGAUACAAAUGAUCCCCCACAAACUCCAGGCCCGCCUGCCGCUGGCGAUAAUAUUAUCUCGCUCCUAUCGUCGCCCCCAAACCCAAGCGCUUAUCCCACGGCCCUCGACCAACAGUAA
Orbilia oligospora ATCC 24927 is the source of this 822-nucleotide messenger RNA. RefSeq lists its product as uncharacterized. Bases 1 to 822 code for a protein of 273 amino acids. The transcript is spliced from 3 exons. Lineage: Eukaryota; Fungi; Ascomycota; Orbiliomycetes; Orbiliales; Orbiliaceae. The record is from RefSeq and is a predicted model, not a curated record.